UGCGCAGUGGGCUGAGUGCCGAGGGGAUGAGGGGUGGGGACGGGUGGGCGUUGGUGCGCGAAUGGCUCGGAGGCCAGGGCCCCUCCUCGCCCCCCGUUUUCCCCGAGCCUCCCGUAGGCGAGGACGGGGCCCUUGGUGCGAGGGCAGGUCCGGCCCGGGCCCCAUCCUCGCCCCAGAGGGUCCGAGAUUGUCUAAAGCCACAGGGAAGAUGGUGGAAAAUUCACCGUCGCCAUUGCCAGAAAGAGCGAUUUAUGGCUUUGUUCUUUUCCUAAGCUCACAGUUUGGCUUCAUACUUUAUCUUGUGUGGGCUUUCGUUCCCGAAUCUUGGUUAAACUCCUUAGGCUUAACUUAUUGGCCUCAAAAGUACUGGGCGGUUGCAUUGCCUGUCUACCUCCUCAUCACAGUUGCAAUUGGUUAUGUGCUCUUAUUUGGAAUCAACAUGAUGAGCACCUCUCCACUUGACUCCAUUCAUACAAUCACAGAUAACUAUGCUAAAAACCAACAGAAGAAAAACUACCAAGAGGAUGCCAUCCCAGCAUUGAGAGAUGUUCCCAUCAGUGAAGUAAACAAAAUGUUUUUUCUAGAAGCCAAAGAACUUAAUACCUAAAACUGAACUGUGUAUAAACAUCCUAAAACCAAA
This is a messenger RNA of Mastomys coucha (southern multimammate mouse), 640 nucleotides long. It is a transcript of the gene Pigp, whose product is annotated as phosphatidylinositol glycan anchor biosynthesis class P. Gene Ontology annotation, biological process: GPI anchor biosynthetic process. Bases 62 to 607 code for a protein of 181 amino acids. The transcript has 5 exons. Gene Ontology annotation, molecular function: phosphatidylinositol N-acetylglucosaminyltransferase activity. NCBI's taxonomy places the organism in Eukaryota, Metazoa, Chordata, Mammalia, Rodentia, Muridae. The record is from RefSeq and is a predicted model, not a curated record.